GCAAGACGUGGCGGGGACAGGGCCACCAGUCACUGCCAGGCAGGGACCUCACUGCCCCCAGGCACCCUAUCUGCCAAAUUCUCCAGGUUUCCCCUGUAUCCCAGGUGCCCCCCACGCCACACCCGCUGGAAUCUGCCAAGGGUCCGUCCCCAUCAGAGAUGCUGAUCCUGAGCCGCUCCUCCAAGCUGAGGCUGCUGGAGGGGACACUACGGAGGCACUUGCCUGAGACGCUGCCGGUCCUCGGUGCCGUGAUGACCAUAAACCACAGGAACCCGGCUGGGUACGAGGUGCUGGUGGAUUCGUGGCCCGAGUUCAAAGCUGUCCUUACCCGGCCAUACAGAGAGCAGGUGGCAUCGGACGUCUCCGAUUUCUACACCAACAUGUACGCGGCGUUUUACCGGGACCUGGGCGCCUACUGGGCCCUGCUGGGCAACGCCGUCAACUGGAGCCAAGCCUUCUGGAGCCACGGGCUCCAGGAUGGAGUGUACGAAGCCUGCAGGGACAUCUCCGUGGCUAAAGGGGUCCAGCUGGAAGCGUCCCGCUACUUCACUUAUCUCCACCUGGAUCCCAGCUCCAUGCCUGAAAUCCGGGUUACAAUGUCCUUCUUAAGGAGACAGUGACAGACCAUCACUCCGCUCU
This is a messenger RNA of Chelonia mydas (Green sea turtle), 639 nucleotides long. RefSeq names its product glycine-N-acyltransferase-like protein 3. NCBI's taxonomy places the organism in Eukaryota, Metazoa, Chordata, Testudines, Cheloniidae. Bases 159 to 620 code for a protein of 153 amino acids. Gene Ontology annotation, molecular function: glycine N-acyltransferase activity. The record is from RefSeq and is a predicted model, not a curated record. The transcript is spliced from 6 exons. Gene Ontology annotation, cellular component: mitochondrion.